Penaeus vannamei (Pacific white shrimp) is the source of this 2968-nucleotide messenger RNA. The record is from RefSeq and is a predicted model, not a curated record. Lineage: Eukaryota; Metazoa; Arthropoda; Malacostraca; Decapoda; Penaeidae.
GAGAGAGAGAGAAAUUUGACGUCGGUCUUACGUGGUGUUUUUUAAGGAAUUUGAAUUCGGUGUUUAUGUGUUGUUUUGAGAACGCUGAAAUCGUCGUUUUUUUCUGUUACCUUGACACUUUGAAUUCUGUGUUACGCCUUACCUUGAGAAUUGUGACUCUUUAACCAACCGUUUUACUUUGAAAAAUUUGACUUUGAAAAUUUUGACUGGAAUUUAACGUUGCACUAAAGGCUUUCAAAACUUUUGAUAAUCAAUAAGGAUAAUUGAUAAACUUUUGAAAACCCCGACGUGAUAAUUACAAAAAGUGAGAGACAGCCGGGAAUAUGGGGUGAAGACAGGCCUAUAUAAAAUAAAGGAAACCCAUUUUGGUGACAAGAAGUGUUACUCGACUGCAAAAAGGAAGAUGGUUGCUGGCCGGCCAUUCUGCAACGAGAAAUGACGACAAUCGAGGAAUUCUGAGUGUCUGAGGACUUCUCUCCCCCGGUGACCUGACAAAGGCGAUUCACCUUGAAGAUUCUCCUUAAGAAAGUGGUUUCUUAAGCAACAUGACCAUCACUUACACGCAUAAGGUGUCCGACUGUAAGGGUUUCGGAUCCUUUUGGAGGCUUCUGUUCAGAUGGAAAGGCAGCCUCUAUAAACUGGUUUGGCCCGAUACCCUAGUUUACUGUUUUUUGUACUUCAUUUGUUCCAUGGUGUACAGGUUUGCCCUGGACGAUGAACAGAGAAGGAUCUUCGAACACCUAUCCCUCUACUGCGACUACUUCAGGAACCUCAUCCCAAUUUCCUUCGUGCUGGGCUUCUACGUGAGCGUCGUGGUCCAGCGGUGGUGGGAGCAGUACCUCUCGAUCCCUUGGCCAGACAACUUCGCUCUCUUUUGCUCCUCUUACAUAAGUGGAACAGACGGACCGCCACGUCUCAUAAGGUCGACAAUGCUAAGAUACGUGAACCUAAACUGCGCUCUCAUCUUCGCCAAAAUUUCCCCGAAAGUCAAGAAGAAAUUUCCAUCUUACAAGGAUCUAAAAGAAUUUGGGUACAUGACCUCCAACGAAAUGAGGAUUCUGGAGGCCCAAGGAUCGAAGUCCCGAGUCCCCGUGGUGUUCCUGCCUCUCCUGUGGGCGUGUAAGCUGGUAGAGCGGGCGAGGGCGGCGGGUUACAUCAAGGACGACUUCGGCGUGAAACUCCUGCUGGAGGAACUGGGUAGUCUCAGGAACAAGAGUGGGAUGCUGCUACGCUGGACGGAGAUAAGCAUCCCUCUCGUGUACACGCAGGUGGUGACUAUGGCUGUGUAUUCGUUCUUCUUCUUCUCCGUGUUGGGCCGCCAGUUCCUCGACCCGGCGCAGAACUACAACAACCGCACCAUUGAUUUCUUCGUCCCCGUCUUCACUCUGUUGCAAUUUUUCUUCUAUAUGGGCUGGUUGAAAGUUGCCGAGUCGCUGGUCAACCCGUUCGGAGAGGAUGACGACGACUUCGAAAUGGACAAGAUACUCGAUCGCCAUCUUGAGAUGUCUUACCUCCUCGGCAACAUCACAACGCUAGAAGACCCGACAGACCAGGAGGACAUGUGCUGGGACAAGACCUUCUCCCAGCACCUGGACGACGGCGACCUCGGCCUCUUCAGCACCCCGACGCGCCCUCCGAGACCCUCCUUUGCCAAGAAGGAACAGCUGAUCAAGAAGGCGUCGUCGGGAAGUCAGACGGACGUCCCCAGCAGACAGCAGAACAUCCUCAGCAGACAGCACUUGACCCUCGACAUCCAGCCGGAGUCGCCGAAGAGUGGGACGUCUUCGCAGCAGCGGGGACGACGUCUGAGCCGAGGUCAACCUAUCAUCAAGGAGGACCUUCUGUCUGACGAAGGGGAAGACGCGGCGAGCGAGGGACUGGCACAUACGCCGACGUCGCAGAAUACGAAUCCUUUCGACUUCAUGUGGGAGGAACUGGAUGCGAGUCCUACUAGUGAUAUUCUGUGUCCUAGUAGACCUGUGAAGCAAUCCUCGUCGCUGCCUCCAGGAUUCGACAACAGGCCGCCCCCGAGAACGCCCGAGACCGCAUCCGACCCGAAGACCGAAGCCCAAGGACACAUCAACCGAGGCUUCGAACCGACCAACCCCAGGACCCCCCCGACGACCUUCAGGAACCACGUCGAGGGCGUCACCAACCCGAGGUAUUCUCCCGAAGUGCCGUCCACGUACCCUCCCGAAGGCCCUGCGACCGAUGCCCACCUUCAGGCCGGUGCCCAGCGACUCCACGCUCCCGGAGGAGGUCAUAUCGGCGCCCUCAGGAAGGUCCCGAGCAGUCCUUCCAGCCUGGCGCAGAGGCAAAAAUGAGCACUGAAGUUGCAAAGGAAGUUUCUCCUCUUGCCUUUGAAGUUACGUGACUCCUCUCGGCGCCCACCACCACGCCCACCACCACGCCCACCAGAGACGCUCACCACUACACCCCUCUAGUCAAGAUGUAUCUCCUUGUCUUACAAGAAGGAUCUGUAUAAGUGUGUGGUUCAUUGCCACUCUCACACACUUUACACAAUAGGCCUAUUUAGGUAUUACAGGCCUACAUUUUCUUUUAUCUCUAAGCCCGAGAUAGGAUCUUAUCACAGUCACUAAAAGUGUACUGAUACUGAUGUAUAUUUAAGUCUCUAUAAUUGAUAGAGCCUAUGUAUCACAGUUACAGAAUGUAGCAGUAUUUUAAGGUUGACAAAAAAACGACUAAGUCAAAUUCUAUGUGAAAUUUAUACGUAAAUUUGCGUUCUCUUGUUACGUUCUUGUCUCGGAAAUUCAUCAAGAAAAAAAAAAAUCGGUUUAUAGACAAUUAUAUGUAUUUACUUGUGAUUUCUGAUGUUGAUCCAAAUGUAAACAGUGUACGACAUAUUACCGUUAUGUUUUGAUUGUUAUUAUGAUGCCAAUUAUAGGGAAUUUAUAACAAGUUUAACUGUUUGCACGAUGUUAUAUAUAGGUCUAUACUAUAAAGUCUU